This is a messenger RNA of Clunio marinus, 3090 nucleotides long. The record is from the annotation of a GenBank genome assembly. NCBI's taxonomy places the organism in Eukaryota, Metazoa, Arthropoda, Insecta, Diptera, Chironomidae.
GCUGAACAUACAACAACUGCUAACUUUAGCAAAGUUCAGAAAAUUUGAGCCAUUUGUUAUUAUUGUUCGAUUGAAAAAUGUAGAAGAACUUAAUGUUAUCGGAAAAUUUCAUUUGAUUGAUAAUGUGUUUGUUUUAUAAAUAAAUUAGUGAACUGACGUUUUUAAUCCAUCGUAAGAACUAUAAAACAAAAAAUUCAGUGGAAUCCAAAUACAGAUAAAAAAGGAAAAAAAAAAUAAAAAUAAAUUGGAAGAACAAACGGAUAAGAGAAGAAAAAUGAUGAAUUAUAAUACAAAUAUACAGCAACAACAGAUUGGAAGAAGUAGCAAAUAUGAGAAUUUUCCCCAAUCUCAUCAGCUGAUAACAACAUUGAAUGGCUCCGUGCCAACUGCUGCAUUGACCACAACAGUAGCUUUCAACAACACUAACUCAUCUGCUAGCAGUAGCAACUUUACCGGAUCCGAGGAUGAGAUAUCGAAGAAAUUGCCAAAAGAAAUUUUACUACGCAUUUUAUCAUAUUUGGAUGUUGUUUCAUUGUGCCGAUGUGCCCAAGUAUCGAAAUAUUGGAACAUUCUUGCUCUCGAUGGUUCAAAUUGGCAGAAAAUUGAUUUAUUCUACUUUCAAAUGGACAUUGAAGGUCCCGUAAUAGAAAACAUUUCACAACGCUGUGGUGGCUUUUUGAAAUAUUUGUCUUUGAAAGGAUGCCAGAGUGUUGGCGAUCAAUCAAUUCGUACACUUGCUCAACACUGUCGUAACAUUGAACACUUAGACUUAACUGAAUGUAAAAAGAUUAGCGAUGCUGCAACUGAACCUCUCAGUAAACACUGCAACAAAUUGUCAAGUGUUUCGCUUGAAUCAUGUUCACAAAUAUCUGAUUUAUCAUUAAAAUCAUUGUCUGAUGGAUGUCCAAAUUUGUUGGAAAUCAAUGUUUCAUGGUGUCAUCUGAUUACGGAAAAUGGCAUUGAAGCGCUGGCCCGUGGAUGCAAUAAAAUUAAGAAAUUUAGCAGUAAAGGAUGUAAAAAAGUUAAUGACGCCGCUUUAAAUGCUUUGGCAAACUUCUGUCCAGGGAUUGAAGUUUUAAAUUUACAUAGUUGUGAUACAAUUACCGACACUUCGAUUCGAAAUGUUGCUAUGAGAUGCCCGAAUCUUCGUCAAAUUUGUGUUAGCAAAUGUAGUGAACUGAGUGAUGCAUCUCUGAUUGCUUUAGCAAACAACAAUCCUCACAUAAGUACAUUGGAAGUUGCUGGUUGUCAUCAGUUCACUGACAUUGGCUUUCAACAACUGGGAAAGAAUUGCAAAUACUUGGAACGAAUGGAUUUGGAAGAAUGCAGUCAAAUUACAGAUUUGACUUUAGCUCAUCUAGCAACCGGAUGUCCGAGCUUAGAAAAACUAACACUCUCACAUUGCGAACUGAUAACUGACGAUGGAAUCCGACAAUUGGCUGCCGGAAGUUGUGCAGCUGAAAGUCUUUCAGUUCUCGAACUUGACAAUUGUCCUUUAAUCACUGAUGCUACUUUAGAACAUUUGACUUCAUGCCACAAUUUGCAAAGAAUUGAGUUGUAUGAUUGCCAAUUGAUUUCGAGAAAUGCCAUAAGAAAACUUAGAGUGAGUAAGAAAUUGUCUAAAGUCGGAAUUGUUGGCAAUGUUUCGAAUCUUUCUUUAAGGCUGUUUUACCCAACAUCAAAGUCCACGCAUAUUUUGCACCUGUUACACCUCCUGCUGGAGCAAUCGCUGGUCCAGGACGACCGAGAUACUGUCGAUGUUGUGAAAUUCUCUGAGAUCAGGCUGUAGGCUUUGCGCGACGAAUUCUACUAUGUAAGCAGAGUAGAGAUGACUGAUAUUUUAAUUUAUAGUUUCAACUGUUAUGCUAUCAACUCCAUCGACAUCCAAAAAUCGUUUGAUUUCUUUAACUUUUCGUUUCCAUUUCCUUUUAUCAUCUUUGAUUUUCCAAUUAAUUUUCUCUAGUUUUCUUUCCUAAAACAUUCUGUUUUGAGUUUCUUAAUAUGUUUUUGAACCAGCCUAAGCGUACAUGAAACAGUUAUGAAGAAAAAAAGCAAAGGAAAAUUUUAUAUCAGGAAAUAAAUUCAGAAAAAUUAUGAAAAAUUUUCACUGUUAAGAUUUGACAGCGUUUGGAAAGAUUUUCUUAGAUAAAACAUAAAAUUGAACAAGAGAAUUUGAUUUUUUAAAUAUAACAUUAGAUAUUUUUAAACAUUUAACAGAAUGGUACAAUCGAUUGAUAAUCAACGUCGUCAUAUUAAAAACGGAUUUUCUGCACUUGCUAAAUAAACGAAUAAUCGAGAAUUGACACGCAACGUUGUCGACACGACACUCAUUCGAAUUUCCUAACAUCAUCAUCAUCAUCAGCCAGGAGAAACUCAGAAGAAAAUACAUAAAUAAUAUCUAUCUUAUUCAAUUUUUUAAACUUUUUACACAAGCAAACACAUUGUGAACACAUAUGGAAGAAUUUCUAAAACCAUUUGUGAAACAAAACCCGACAAUUACAUGAAAAUUCGAUCAAGUGUCGCGUCGAAAUUUAUCUUAACGAUCGUACAUUAAUUUAAUACGAUUAUUUAUUUGUCAUAUGAUUAAAGCAUUUUCUUUAUUUCACUCAUCUUUGUCAGAUCAAAUUUCAUCUACUUACGUAUGAACAUUAAACAAUUUUUUCUUUUUUUUCUCUCUCUUUUCUUUUGUCUUUUCAAAUUUGCGAAAGAUAAAGAAGAAAAUGUUUGUAAUUUCUUCUAAAUUAUUUUAUGAAAUAUGAUAAAUCAAAACAAAACAAAAAGUUGCUGUUGUUUCGAUUAAAUUUGUAACAAUUUCUCUCACCUUUUUCUGGAGAUGUUUGAAUGCAACAUCAGGGAAAUUGCGACGAUUUAAAUUAAAAAUAUUUUUAUUGUUUUCAACGACUUCUCUUUGCGAUCUAGAAUGAGUUACUGAAAUCAUUUCAAUCCCUUUUACUUUUCAUUUACAAUCCUAUGAAACAAAGUUUGUCAUUGAAGUAGAUUAUAAAUCGAAAUUAAACUGAACUUGUCUUUUGUAGAUUUGUUAUUAACGAAUUAUAAUAAAAGGAAAAAAGUUAAAAUUAUUAGAUAGCA